Molecule: messenger RNA, 3163 nt
Organism: Kockovaella imperatae
Lineage: Eukaryota; Fungi; Basidiomycota; Tremellomycetes; Tremellales; Cuniculitremaceae
Product: putative hydantoinase
Exons: 12
Coding region: 184-3147 (987 amino acids)
Biological process (GO): glutathione metabolic process
Cellular component (GO): cytosol
Molecular function (GO): 5-oxoprolinase (ATP-hydrolyzing) activity
Source: RefSeq, a predicted model, not a curated record
CUAUCUUCCCAUUGGACAGUUCUCCGCCAAGGACCGGCGCUUAUGUUCGGACAAGACCGGGUCCUUAUCUUGAUGUUCGGCUUCUCUGCCGAAGAUCCAAUACUCCCCCACAUCCGAAUCUAUGAAGGGGGUUUUCGUUCGGUACUGACACCACGAUAAGCAUUCUUGUGCAUCUCUACGAACAUGGCCCUAAGAAUUGGAGUCGAUGUUGGAGGUACCAAUACCGAUGCUGUCGUCCUUGACCUUGCGCCGAAUGCCGCUCGCCCGGUUUUGGCGUCUUUCAAGGCCCAGACGACGCCAGAUGUCACGCUUGGAAUUCGAAAUGCUGUGAUAGGCUGCCUGAAGAAGGCCGAUGUCGACUUAGCACGCAUACAAGCGGUCUCGAUUGGCACAACCUCCUUUGUUAAUGCUCUGAUCGAGCGUAAUCAGUCACGAUUGCAAAAGGUUGGCGCGAUCAGGCUAUGUGGAGCUUAUAGCCGUCUUACCCCUCCUUUUUCGGGCUUUCCCGUUGAGCUAAGGGCUAUAUUGGAAGGCCCUGUCUUCUUCGCUCAAGGAGGUCUGCAGGUAGAUGGCUCCGAGAUCUCUACCGUUGAUGCGGGAGAGAUCAAAGACAUCUGCCGCGUGCUCCGAGAGCGAGGGGUCGAAACGGUGGCUGUAUCCGGCAUCUAUUCUCCAAUCGAUCACGAAUUCAGACAAGAAGAGCUCGUUCGGGCAAUCAUUCAGCAGGAGCUGCCGUCGAUUUCUGUAUCGAUCUCGAAAGAGAUUGCAAACCUGGGGCUACUGGAGCGUGAAAAUGCCACCAUUCUGAACGCAUCUCUCUUGCAAUACGCUCAAAAAGUCGUCGAUGCAUUCCUGAAGUCUGCUGAGGCACUUGGACUGGCCUGUCCCGUCUUUCUCACGUCCAAUGACGGCACUCUCAUGAGUCUCAGAGAUGCCAUUCAGUACCCUAUCAAGACUUUCUCCAGUGGUCCGACUAACUCGAUGCGAGGGGCACACUUCCUUGCCAGCUGGGCGAGCGGACAACCCCGCAAAGAGACAGCACUGGUUGUGGACAUUGGAGGAACAACCACAGAAGUCGGCGUGUUACUCCCGACUGGAUUCCCGCGUCAAGCUGGAGCCAAACACGACCUCGUUGGCGUUUCCCUUAACUUUUCGAUGCCCCAUGUUCAUUCGAUCGGGCUUGGAGGAGGCUCUCGAAUUCGUCGAGAUACGACUGGCAAGGUGACAGUUGGGCCAGACUCCGUGGGUUACGAGAUCACUGAGUCCAGAGCAUUUGGCGGCAGUACAUUGACCGCGACCGAUAUCGUGGUGGCGGCCGGCGUUGCGCCAGAUGUCGGCAACCCAGAAUUGGUCAAAGACCUGGACUCGGAGCUAAGUCAAGCAGCUCAGCAUCGGAUGAAAGCGAUGCUGGAACUUGUCUUGGACGAGAUGAAGACUAGCAGUCAGGAAGUCCCCGUUUACCUUGUCGGUGGAGGCGCAAUUCUAUCUCCAGAGAGUCUUCGAGGGAUCAGUCAAGUCCAUCGGUUUCCUCACGCGGAUGCUGCGAAUGCUGUCGGAGCGGCCGUGGCCCAGGUCUCUGGAGUCAUCGAUACCUUCAGAGACACGAGCUCAACGCCUGUCAGCGAGGUUCGCCGUCAAGUAGAAGCAGAGGCGAUCGCCAAGGCCGUUGCAGCCGGAUCGGAUCCAAAGACGACCGUGAUCGUUGAGAGCGAGGCCAUCCCAAUUGCAUACACUGCUGGUCGUUGUAGAUUCUACGUGAAAGCCGCCGGCGAUUGGGUCGGGAUUGUCGUGACAUCCAAGGCAAUGAUUGGGCGCCACGAUGCUCCGACCGUUCCAACGCCAAGUCAGUCGAAGCGAUCGGCGGUAGUGGUCAAUGAUAGCCUGACCUUGCCGGCGAAGGACAUACACUGGACCGCUCAGUCUAUAUUGUCUUAUCGGCCCCGUAUCGUCUCUAGAGAGUGGAUUCUGUCCGAAGUGGAUCUUCAGUGGAUUGCAACCGGUUGCUACAUUCUGGGCUGUGGGGGAGGAGGAAGUCCAGACCACGAGAGCCUGGCCCUUCAGAAAAUGAUUCGCGAGGGCUGUGUCGUGCGCGUGGUAGAUGUAGAUUCGAUGAAGGACGGCUACUGCCUGUGGGGUGGAGGGAUAGGCUCCCCGGAGGUUUCAAGCGAGCGUUUGAUGGGAGAGGAGUACAACGAGAGUGUCGUUGAGUUACUUGCAUAUCUCAAGAUGGACGAUUGCGUGGCCCUGGCAGCGCUCGAGAUUGGUGGAGGGAAUGGGAUGAUCAACAUGAUCACGGCCGCCAGCAACAAGCUGAAUCUCCCUGUUCUGGAUGGUGAUUUCAUGGGUCGUGCCUACCCUACUGGAUGGCAGACGACUCCCAUUGUGUAUGACACUGGCGACCGUGGCGAGAUGAUGCUCCCCUGCGGUAUAGCCUCCGGCGAUGGAUCUUCCAUUAUCAUGACAAAAGCACGUCACUACAAAGACGUUGACUCGAUCCUGCGUGCCGGCUGCGUGGAGAUGGGCACCCAUGCCGGGGGUGCCAUGCGCCCUCUGGAUAAAGAUCAAUGUCAGCAGAUGAUGAUCAAGAACACAGUGUCUCAGGCUUGGCGAAUUGGCAGAGCAGUGGCAUUGGCGAAUAAGAGUUCGCAGUUAGGCCGGAUUGGUGAAAUCCUUGUCGACGCACUGGGCGGCCCGGGGUCCGCAAAAGUUUUAUUCUCCGGGAAGAUCACCGAAGUCGUUCGUCAGAUUCGCAAGGGACAUAGCUAUGGUGAAGUUGUGAUAGAUGCGGUGACACUGGACGACGCGAACGAACAGCAACCCAGAUAUACUGGUCAAGUCAAAAUUCCAUUCAAAAACGAAAAUCUCUACUGCGAGCAUCGAGCCGACGGCAGGACAGAAAUCCUAGCGACCGUACCCGAUCUCAUCGCGGUGAUAGACAGUCAAUCAGGCUGUGCACUUGGAACCCCUGACUACAAAUAUGGACUCAGGGUGAUCGUAGUAGCAGUUGUCGCCGCGCCGCAAUGGACGGACACACAGCGGGGAAUGGAAAUUGGUGGAAUCACCUCGUUCGGUUUUGAUCUGCCUUAUAAUCCGGUCGGACGAUACGUCAAACCCAAGAGUGUCAUCGAGGAAUAUGGUGACCCCUGAUGCAUACUACUGAUAU